UAUAUAAAAGUAAAUUAAAACCUCUCAACACAGAUAAUAAACACAUACAAAAAAAAAUAACAAUAACCAGAACAACAACAGCAACAAAAUGAUGAAACGCUUCAUGCAGCUUUUGUUUCGUCAAAGAAAAGUUUCUCUCAGUUUCGUGAACUAUGCGGGGAUGUGUUACACUAUAGUACUGUCAGCGGUGGCUGUUCUAGUAACCACCCUUAUUUAUAUUCCCUUUUUAUAUUCACAUCAUACCAUCACAUUCAGGGCACUCACACUAUGGACAUGGUUUAUUUUCGGCAACCUUGCCGCCAAUUAUGUGCUAAUGUUGUUGUCGUCGACGAAAUCUGUGUACCGUGGCAUUAAAGUGACCAACCCCAUGAUGGCGUCGGCGUCGUCUUCACUGCCUAUGUCAACCUCACCAUCUCUGUCAUCAUCAUCAUCAUUAUCGUCAUCGUUGUUAUUGUCUUCGUCAUCAUCAUCAUCGCUGAACCGGGGUGAAGUAGUUCAUACAAAAACCGAUUGUGCAAGCACCGGUUACUACCACUCAAGCACAGCAUCACUUUCGUGGCCGACAUCAGCGUCCGGCUCGGUGCUAGUUUCGGCGUUCGGUUCGACGGGACCGUCUCUUUCGAAGACAGGGUAUCUGGUUCAACCACAGCAGAGGCCAACACCAGCACCAACACUAGCACCACCGCCGCCAAAAACAUCGGCAAACUGGAAGUUCUGCUCUCUGUGUGACCACUACGCACCGCCACGUUCACGCCACUGUCCGUUUUGCCAGCGGUGUAUCUUACGUCACGACCAUCAUUGUCUAUUCACCGGCUGCUGUAUAGGAUUGUACAACCAGCGCUACUUCAUUGUGUUUUGUGUAUACGGUUGGAUUGGUUCGUUCAAGGCCGCAUCUCUAACCCUUCUCUACCUCAGCUACGUGCGGGGUUCGUCCCUCUAUACCUAUUUACCACCAAACGCCUUCUUCAACCUGCUCUUCGGAGAUCUCGACUUGAGUGUCUUCUGCAUUGCCCUGCUCCUCUAUCUGCUUUUCACCACACAUCUAGCCUGCACGUACUUCAUGUGCUGGCAACUGCUGUUACUAGCACGGAAACAGACCGCCAACGAGUACGUGAAAGGAAUGGCACCGUUGCAAAAAUCGUUUCGGCACCACGUGAAAUCUGUGUUCGGUCCUUACUGGUUACUCAACUUCAUCAUUCCAAUGUUCUGGACGAAUCCUUCAUCUGGAUAUUCAGGUUCGAGUCUGUUGUUAGACGCCCCCUUUACUGAUUUAAAACGGAUUUAAAUAGAAAGAGAAAACAAAGCGGAAAGGAAAGUAUGAAAUUAAAAUUAACGAAAAAAAAAAGACAACAAAAAAAAAAGAAAAAGAAAAAAUGAUGGAAACGUCUUUCAGUGUGUACACGUCCUUUGUAUUCACGAACAAUAACUAUAACAAGAACAUCACUAACAACAAGAACAAGAACAAGAACAACAACAAUAACAACCACUGCCAACAUAACAACAAAUAUAACAUCAAGAAUAACUACCACCACCACCACCGCCACCACCACCACAACCAUGACAACACCUACAACAACAACAACACUAAUAAGAACAACAACAAUAAUCACAAGAACAACGCGAAUAUCAGCAACAACCACAACUACAGCAUUACAAACAACAACAAAACUAAAAUAACAACUAAUAACAAAACAAUUAAAUCGUCAUAACUUACAAAAGCAACAACUGAGUCAAUAAUGAAAUAGUAAUAACAACACUAAUAAAACAAUGAUAUAACAACAAUAACAACAAUAUUCAGAACGAUAACAACAACAAAAUGAGUAAGGCGUGUAAAUAUAUACAUGUAAGUAUGUAUGUUUGUGUAUACACUUAAGUAUGAUUAAGAAUGUAUACAUGUAAUUAAGUGUGUACAUGUUAUAUAUAUGUCAUCGUAUCUAAGAAUUUAGUUUUUUCUUUUACUGAAUGCUUCCUUUUAUGGUGAUGGCAUUGAUGAGUCUGUGGACUAAUUCUUGCAGGGAAGAGUCGAUGGCAUUGACUGUAUAGUAAUCUUGGUGGAGGACGAGGUUGAUUUUGUCAAACCUUUCUCUCCUGUCGUUUGAUUUCUUCCUUUUCUCUUCUGGUGGCUUCGAGGUUUUUGGUUCCGAUGGUGAUGGAACCCCGCUACUUGGUACGGUCUCUGAUUUGUGUUUCAAACGAUUUAGGCUCAGUUCUAGUGGCUUUCAAUGUUGCUUUGAGUUGGUCCUUGUAUCUUCGAAGACGGGAACCCCGUCGUCUUUCCCCUGAAGUUAGCUCACUGAGUAAGACUUGGCGUGGGAAACUCGACUCUCCCAUUCUUACUACAUGUCCUAACCAUUAUCAGCGAUUCCAUACUUUUGACAUGUAGGUAUGUGUGCAGAUGUAUUCACAUAGCCCAUAGGGGCAGUAUCGCUCACUUUGGGAACCAGGGAUUUUCACACAUACCUACAUGUGUAUAUAUUUAUAUGAAUUGCUACCAGCAGACAUAUAUAUAUAUACGUAAAUGCUUACUUGUAAAUAAUUACACAUCCACAUGGUGACAUCUGCACAUGUCUACAUGUAUAACGUUUAUAGACUUGGUUACGUAUAUACAUUCUUAUUCAUAUAUAUGUGCAUACACACACAUACAUAC
Molecule: messenger RNA, 2647 nt
Organism: Octopus bimaculoides (California two-spot octopus)
Lineage: Eukaryota; Metazoa; Mollusca; Cephalopoda; Octopoda; Octopodidae
Molecular function (GO): palmitoyltransferase activity
Source: RefSeq, a predicted model, not a curated record